This is a messenger RNA of Kalmanozyma brasiliensis GHG001, 2148 nucleotides long. Its product is annotated as NOT2/NOT3/NOT5. The transcript has a single exon. Lineage: Eukaryota; Fungi; Basidiomycota; Ustilaginomycetes; Ustilaginales. Gene Ontology annotation, cellular component: CCR4-NOT core complex; P-body; nucleus. The record is from RefSeq and is a predicted model, not a curated record. Gene Ontology annotation, biological process: nuclear-transcribed mRNA poly(A) tail shortening; regulation of DNA-templated transcription. The coding region runs from base 1 to 2148 and encodes 715 amino acids.
AUGGCGGCGAGAAAGUUGCAAACAGAGAUCGACAAGACCUUGAAAAAGGUCGCAGAAGGCGUCGAGAUCUUUGAAGACAUGUACGAGCUCCUUCAACGCUCCACAAAUCCGACACAGAAGGAAAAGAUGGAGUCGGAUCUCAAAACCCAGAUCAAGAAGCUCCAACGACUACGCGAUCAGAUCAAGACAUGGGUGCAGAGCAACGACAUCAAGGACAAGAAGCCGUUGCUCGACAACCGAAAGCUCAUCGAGACCCAGAUGGAAAAGUUCAAGGCGAUCGAGAAGGAGAUGAAGACCAAGGCAUUCUCCAAAGAGGGUCUCAUAGCGGCCGCAAAGAUGAACCCCAAGGACCGCGAGAAGGCAGAAGUGACCGACUGGUUGUCCACGCAAGUCGACGAGCUCUCACGACAAGUCGAAUCCGCUGAGGCAGAGAUCGAGACCAUCUCGGGGUCAGGAAAGAAGAAGAAGGGCUCGGCGAAAGACGAACGGGCGUCGGAGCUGGAGAAUGCCAACGACCGCAGAAAUUGGCACAUCUCGCGACUCGAGAUCCUCUUGCGCAUGCUCGAGAACGGCAACCUCGAAACCGAGCGCGUCACCGACAUCAAGGAGGACAUCUCGUACUUUGUCGAGUCCAACAUGGAGGAAGACUUUGAAGAGGACGAAGGCAUCUACGACGACCUCAACCUCGACGACGGCGAGGAGGCGUUCGGUCUCAAGGAGAAUGAUGACGUGCAAAGCAACGUCGACUCGGUCGCCAAUCCGGAUGACAUCAGCUUCAGCGAGAUGAACAGCACGCCCUCCAAGCCGCGACGAGAGAGCAUGGCCGAGAUCAACACCAGUGCGCCUGUUCUUCCACCAAGCGUCACGGGGACCACGACGACUACAAGCACCACCAGCAGCAGCAACAAUAACAACAACAAGAAGGAGGCAACAGCGUCGUCGCCCGUUUCGGCAGCUCCCGAACCACCUGCGGCGUCGCCCGCUGCACCUGCGGUAGCCGCGGCCAAGAAGACAACCAAGAAGGCAUCGCAGGAGACUGUUGCUGUGCCCAAGGAGAAAGCGGUGCCCACUGCCAACUUUGCGCAGGCCAAAGCACCAUCUGCGUCGCAAGCGGCUGUUCUUUCGCCUCCCAAGGCGCCCAGCGCAGCACCGCUUCCGCCGAUCCGAUACGCUGCGGCUGCGGCGGCAGCAGUGGCAGCAAGUGCUGCUGCAGAUGCGGUGGCCGUCUCGCCUGCUACGACGACAGCCUCGAUCGCCAACGAGUCGACGACGGACUCCAUCACUGGCAUCCCAUCAGCAGCGUCUGCGGCGCCUAGCUCGCAAGCACAAGCAGCAUCGGCUGCGCCUCAGCCAGUGGGUGCUCCGGCGACGCCUGUCAAGUCGAGCGUUGAUGCUCUCAAGAACGAUGCCAGCGACAAAGCACGAUCGGCAUCGCCCGCGCCACCUGGGCUCACCAAGAUGGACUCGGCAAGCAACAACGCGGCAGCACCAGGCACACCGGCUCAAGACGGCAACACUUCAGGAUUCCAGCCCGCACAACUGGCAGCUUCUUCGGCGGCAGCAAGUGUGGUGCAGCCGGCAGGCGGAGGAGCUGGCACGGCGGCACAGCAAGCAGCGGCGCAAAAGGAAGCGGGCACGGAAGCACGACUGCCGACGUCGCUCACGGAUCUGGUCUCUUCGUUUGAGUCAGCCAAGCAGAAGUCGCUUCGUCGGGACGCCAAUCUGGGGCUGGUGCACAAGUCGCUCGAGUCGUCGUUCAUGAACGUGCCCGAGCCGCUCGAUUCGGACAAGCCUCGAUACUAUGUGCCCAAGAAUCCGUUCCCGACGCCGAGCUACUACCCGCAGUCACCCGCAAGCGUGUUCGACAACCCGGCGCUGUACUCCAAGUUUGACGUGGACACGCUGUUCUACAUCUUCUACUACCAGCAAGGCACGUACCACCAGUACCUGGCGGCCAAGGAGCUGAAGAAGCAGAGCUGGCGAUUCCACAAACAGUACCUGACGUGGUUCCAGAGGCACUCGGAGCCGCAAGCGAUCACGGACGAGUACGAGCAAGGCGUGUACGUCUACUUUGACUGGGAAGGCAGCUGGUGCCAACGCAAGAAGUCGGAUUUCCGCUUCGAGUAUCGAUGGUUGGAAGACAACUAG